Messenger RNA from Nanorana parkeri, 3251 nucleotides. It is a transcript of the gene LRRTM4, whose product is annotated as leucine rich repeat transmembrane neuronal 4. Gene Ontology annotation, molecular function: protein binding. The record is from RefSeq and is a predicted model, not a curated record. The transcript is spliced from 2 exons. The coding region runs from base 184 to 1740 and encodes 518 amino acids. NCBI's taxonomy places the organism in Eukaryota, Metazoa, Chordata, Amphibia, Anura, Dicroglossidae.
UUAUCCUAUAUCCAUACAGCAAAGGGAGGGGGGGUGCUGAGUCUGACAACAGGAUGGUUUGACACAGAGACCUGUAUGGACCAUGAACGAAUAGCUGCCUCCUAAUUAACGGGCAGAAUAAAGAAACAUUUUUCCAGAGACGGUCUCUGAGGAAAGGACGGAGGAAUUGCAGGGUGACAGAGGAUGGGGUUCCAACUGAUUAAUCAGCUGAAAGGCAUGAGUUUAAAGCUGCUUCUGUUACCCGUGCUCACCGUGGUGAUUGUUGUGGGGGCACAGAAAACUUGUCCAAAGAACUGCCGGUGUGAUGGGAAAAUUGUGUACUGCGAGUCCCAUGCCUUUAAAGACAUUCCUCAGAAUAUUUCAGGUGGCUCCCAGGGACUGUCUCUGCGUUACAACAGCAUCCAAAAGUUGAAGUCUAACCAGUUCUCAGGCCUUAACCAGCUGGUCUGGCUUUACCUUGACCACAAUUACAUUAACUCGGUGGAUGAGGAUGCUUUCCAGGGUAUCAGACGGCUGAAGGAGCUCAUUCUAAGCUCUAACAAAAUCACCCUCCUAGCCAAUACAACCUUUCACCCCAUCCCCAACCUGAGAAAUUUGGAUCUAUCCUACAACAAACUGCAGAUGCUUCAAUCUGAGCAGUUCAAAGGUCUUCGGAAGCUUUUAAGUCUGCACCUACGGUCCAACUCAUUAAAAACAGUGCCAGUUCGGGUUUUUCAGGACUGUCGAAAUAUGGAAUUUUUGGAUGUUGGAUAUAACCGGCUCAGAAGCUUGUCUCGUAAUGCCUUUGCUGGCCUCCUGAAGCUAAAGGAGCUCCACUUGGAACACAACCAAUUUUCAAAGGUGAACUUUGCUCACUUUCCUCGCCUCUUUAACUUACAUUCCCUUUACUUGCAGUGGAAUAGGAUUAGAUCCAUCAGUCAAGGAUUAAGUUGGACUUGGAGUGCACUGCACAAUCUUGACCUGUCAGGAAAUGACAUACAGAGCAUAGAACCUGGAACCUUCCAAUGUCUCCCCAAUUUACAGAAGCUCAACCUGGAUUCAAACAAGCUCACCAAUGUCACCCAGGAAACCAUAAAUGCUUGGAUAUCUCUGACCUCUAUAACUCUUUCUGGAAACAUGUGGGAAUGCAGCAAAACCAUUUGUCCUCUGGUGUUCUGGCUCAAGAACUUUAAGGGAAACAAAGAGACCACUAUGAUAUGUGCUGGACCUAAACACAUCCAAGGAGAGAAAGUUAUUGAUGCUGUGGAAACCUACAAUAUCUGCAAUGAAACCCCUGUACUGGUGACUGAAAGAGCUUAUCAGACAACCAAAGCACCCCCAAAGUCCCAGUUUGCUCCCAAGCCUACUGUGUACAAGUUGGAGAGUGCCCCACCAACUUUGUACACUCCUAGCCCUUCCUCAGGUCUGCAGACACCCAUUGCUGAGCAAGAAUACGAGCAUGUUUCUUUCCAUAAAAUCAUAGCUGGAAGCGUGGCCCUUUUCCUAUCUGUGGCCAUGAUUUUACUCGUCAUUUAUGUAUCGUGGAAACGAUAUCCGGCCAGCAUGAAGCAACUGCAACAAAGCUCAAUGAUGAAGAGGAGAAGGAAAAAGGCCAGAGAGUCAGAAAGACAAAUAAGCUCCCCAUUACAGGAGUAUUAUGUGGACUACAAACCUUCCAACACAGAACCCAUGGAUGUAUUGGUAAAUGGAUCAGGACCCUGUACAUAUACAAUCUCUGGCUCCCGGGAAUGUGAGGUAUGAAAGCUCGAAAAAAAAAAAAAAAACUUGAAAUUCUAAACAUUUUGCUGCUGUUAAGAGUCGAGGUAGGAGUCUGUGACUUGAGUCUUUCUCAAUCUCUAAGAUGAAUUAUCAGGCUAGAUACAAAACUUUUGAGUAUUUUUUUAAUACAUUUCAUUGUUAUCAUUGUUGUUUUUUUUUAAAGUCCACAUUGGUGUAAGGUUGGUUUAAUUGAAUACAGCAGGAAAAAAAAGGGGUUGUUUUUUUUUUUAUUUAAUUUUUUUUUCUCCCUGGGAGCUGGGACGUGAAGGAAGUUCGUUCAAGAAUGAAAUUUGAAUAAGCCUAUUUUUCAAUGGCAGGAGAGAGUGUUUGCCAAGUGGGGCAGUUAGGGACAAAACCCUAGAGAUCAUUUGAUGAAAAGGGCAUUCUGUGGCUGUUGUGUGAUUUGUUUGCCAUUAUCUCUAAGUCUUUUUAUGGACUAAUGAAAGGAUUUGUCAUAUAAUAAAAACAGGAUAAAUCAAACAAACAACAGUACAAAAACAUACAAUUUUGUGUCUGGAAAUCAAGAGGAGCUAAGCCAAAGAUAACCACUCAGUAUUUGUGUUUCCUUGUUUCACGGAGAACAGACAAAUGAUAAGGACCAUGUUUCCUUUUACUAACAUUUUGAUACAUUAUAUAUGAUUUGCCUUAUGGAAAGAUAAGACUGCCUUACUUCCGAACGAUUGACAGCUGACCAGUCCAUUUUGUAACACAUUCCUAUGCGGACCAAUAAAACCAAAACUAUAUUGAACUCAAACAAAUGAAAAUGCAUUUGCAGCUUCUUAGCAAAAAUUAAGAAAAAUUUUUUUUUUCUUCCCCUGUCGGUGCAGAGACAAGCAAAAUCCACGGACACUGGACUGGCCGCUGAGGGUACACAAAAUCCUUUCAGUAUUCCACGCCUGAUUGCUCAGGGACGCUGAGCUGUUUUAACCCAUUCUUUACUGAAUGGGUUAAAGGCAGCUAAGCACAUGUCGUGUCUUUUUUUUUCUUUUUGUUAAUUUCAUGCUGGUAAUUUUGGGGUUACUUGGUUAUAUAAACGAAUGGUUCAUUUUUUAAAAAUAUGUAUUUUAAUAAUGAUGAUAAUUAUAAAGCAAAAGAUGGUAUUUCUUGUACAUUCAUACUGGACACCUAGAAUGAGCAGCUGGCACUGUUGAAUGUCUACAGAAUGGGCAAGGGAUGGCAGGGCACAUCUGUACAGCGUGAGGCUGGGCAGUAAGCUGGCACACUGUAGGGAUUCUAAGCUCCUUCUGUAAAAGAGUUUGCUGAACGCCCCCUGUUGGUUGCAUGACCGCUGGGUGGAUGAAAUCCCACACCUUGCCAGCUGAUCAGCCCUGAAAACGUUGCCCUUCUCUUGUGUUAUCUGCUUGGCUGCUGUUUCCGAAAUUGGAAAACGUUGAAUAAACCCGUCUGAUGUACAAUAUGUCAAAUUACACACGCUGAACUUAACUUGUGUAAUAGAAGUCAUCUCUUUUCUGUUUACAGAAAAAAAAAAAAAA